UCGGGGUUCACAAGCUGAACAGUGGGAAUAAUAUGCGUCUAGUAUCGGGUAUUGGUCACAAGUACAACUAACGCGUGCGGACAGACUGUAGUCGUGUAAAAAAAAAAAAAAGUGUGGCGAGAUGAACAGGCUAUAACUCCGUGCGCAGAGAGCCAGUUUACACGCUCUCCAAACUCCAAAGCAAAUCACGCUAAGAAAACAAACAGAAGGAAAUGAACCGUUUUGCUGUUGUGAAAGUACAAAUCUUUCUGCUUUUGCUGAGGACACUUAACGCGCCAGUAUAGAAAAGAGACCGGACAUGUCCGUUACGCACGGGUGUACGCACUUCACACUGGAUCGUUUUGAUUUUUAAUACUCGCGGACGUGAUUGUGUUUGGGUUUUUAUCCCAACAACAAUAUCAAGCUGAAAUCGGAGUGUCAGACUGGAUGUACAGCUGUACUAUGUGUGGCCACUCUUUCUGGUGCGGUGCGCAAUCAGCGCGCAGAGGAUUUAUCUGGGAAACCGUGUCUUGUAAUAAUUAACAAAGUUGAUCCACUGUUAAAAGGGACCAAAUUAAAAGCCAUGAUGACUUUCCAAACUUUAUGGAUAUUGUUUCCUCUUCUAGAUUUACUACACGUGUCACUGUGUGCUGAACUGGCGCAGACUCGAGCAUCCCGGCUGGACUGUGUCCGGGCUCAUGAGCAGUGUCUGGGUCGUUAUGGCUGCAGCUCUGCUUUCCGCACAAUGAGGCAGUGUUUGGCGGGUACAGGGGGCAACUUCAGCGCACUAAACGAGCCCGAGGCACAAGACGAGUGCAGGAAUGCCAUGGAGUCCAUGAGACAGAGCUCUCUAUAUAACUGCAAAUGCAAGAGAGGCAUGAAGAAAGAGAAGAAGUGCCUGCGCAUCUUUUGGAGUGUCUAUCACAGUUUACAGGGCAAUGAUUUGCUGGAGGACUCUCCAUACGAGCCAGUGAACAGCCGCCUGUCUGACAUAUUCCGCCUGGCUCCCAUCAUAUCAGGUGAAGCUGCUUUUAGCAAGGACAACAACUGCCUGAAUGCAGCCAAGGCCUGCAACCUGAAUGACACGUGUAAGAAAUACCGCUCGGCCUACAUCAGCCCAUGCACCAAUCGGGUCUCCACCACUGAGGUGUGCAACAAGCGCAAGUGUCACAAAGCCCUGCGGCAGUUCUUUGACAAGGUGCCAGCCAAGCACAGCUAUGGCAUGCUUUUCUGUUCGUGUCCGUCUGGGGAGCACUCAGCCUGCUCAGAGCGCAGACGCCAGACCAUCGUUCCAGCGUGCUCCUAUGAGGACAAGGACAAACCCAAUUGUCUGUCCCUGCAAGCCAACUGCAAGACCAACUACAUUUGCAGGUCUCGCCUGGCUGACUUCUUUACCAACUGCCAGCCAGAGGCUCGUUCGAUAUCCGGCUGCCUGAAGGAGAGCUAUGCUGACUGUCUGCUGGCUUACUCUGGCCUUAUAGGCACAGUGAUGACCCCGAAUUACCUGCGUUCAAGCAUCAGCGUAUCUCCCUGGUGCGACUGCACCAGCAGCGGAAACGGGAAGCCAGAGUGUGACAAGUUCUCUGAAUUCUUCACUAACAACCGCUGUCUCCGUAAUGCUAUCCAAGCAUUCGGGAAUGGUACAGAUGUUGGCGUGUGGCAGCCUCAGCCACCCAUCCAACCAACUGGCCAUUCCAGCACUCCUCAGAGAGGACAGGAGAGGACAAUUAAUGGACUAGAUGACCCAGCUUUCACUAAUGAACUGAACCCCAGCAAUGGUCACCACCUCUAUAGCUUCUGUGGAAACCUCCAGGCCCAGAAGCUGAAAGCGAACGUCACAGUGGAUGUUCUAUGUGUGGACCCUCCUCUGGAUGACCCCAGCAGCUUCAACGCUAUAUCAGGGAGCUCAUCCAGCCUCGUCCACUCCUUCGCCGUCCUCUUUGUUAUCCAGCUCUUGAAUUUGUAGCCGCUCUCCAUUCCAGACUGCUCCUGUACCAUAGUCACAGCUCCUCUAACGCAACUGAUGCUGUACCAAGUGUGAUGUCUAGAUUUGUUGAAGCCAUUUUCCUUUUUGAUUCCUGCUGGACAAAAAUGGACGCAGUGUUACUGUCAUGGAAAUAAAAGGUCACCGGUCAAAAAAAACGAAGUGGAUACCUUACUUUUGUCACUAUUUGCUCUCAAUGUGGUAACUUGUGUUGGAAAUUGUGUUUUGUGUAGAAGGUGUAUCCAUCCACAGUUUUGAAAAGGAGCUGCAGAGGAAAAUAAGGAUCAUUAAAUGCAUUAAGAAGGACCCCCUACUGCAGCAAGUCCCUUUCGGCUAAUGGGAAAAGACUCGACAAUUUACAGAUGUUAAUUUUUCUAGAGACAAGCUUGUAAACUCCUUGCUACAGUCAAAAUCCCACAUAUCCCUGAAAAGCAUCUGCCUUCUAAUCCAGUCCAUUAGCUCUUUCAACAUGAGCAGUCAUGGUUUCCCCUGUGUGUCUGCAGCAUGGCCCUGAUACACACUGAGACUCACGGCAAAAGCAUGAGGCAGAAAAAAACCUUCAAGAUUUUUUUUACAAACAGGGGAAUUUUUUUGUUGCUUGAUGUUGCUCAAGUAAGACUUUAAAAGCCAAAUGUCCAGCAUCAAUUGCAUUUUCUGAGGAGAAACAUUUUACGCACUAUUGCUUUCAAAUGCUAUUUUUUGUUUAGAAUAGCUUUUAAUUGAUCAAAUGUAUGCCAUAAAAUGACCAGUGCUGGUAAAAUACCACCUGAUGUGUUUAACUGUGUGCAUUAAUGUUCGACUGGAAGCAAAAAAGAGACAAACAUUUGAAUGUUUAAAGCCACAGAAUUCAUAAUGGUCUGGUGAUUGUGUUGUGCGUUCCGAGAAGCUUUUCUGCUCACCAUGGAUGUAAAGACUGACUGGUUAUAUGAAUUCGCGUAACCUUCAUGUUAACCAGUCUGGCUGUACUCCACUGAUGACUCUCUAAACAACUGGUUGUUUUUGAUUGUAUGUUUGUUUUGCAGCAUUAUAUGUAAAAUCUAGAUCCUGAGGUGUGUGAAAAUCCCAGGACAUCAUCAGUUUAAGAAACACUCAAUCAUCCAUACCUGACUCACUGAGAUCAAAAACCCACAUGCUGAUGCUUGAUGUGAACAUUAAAUGAAGCUUAUGACCUGUAUAUUCAUAAUUGUAUGCACUACACCGCUGCCACGUGAUUGGCCGAUUUGGAUAUAUGCAUGAACGUUCAGGUGUUCCUAAUAAAGUGAAUGGUGAGUGUAUUUCAAUGUUAUGUUUUAUUCAGUGGUGUUAAAACAAUCAGAAUUCAAACACUCAAUUAACACUCAAAUUUUUAGGUCUCUUUUUUGCUUCUAUAUUCAUUCAAAGCAAAGGUCUUCACACAAAAGGUUGAUGCGUCAAUCUGGAGCACCUCUACGUAUAAUGUGCUGUAAAAUAAGUCAAAAUGUUUUCUCUCUCUUUUAGACGAGGUGUUCUAAAGAUUUCAGCAUUGUUGUGGUACCGUGAACUGUUAAAAAAAAAAAUUUGAAAAAGUACACAUGU
This is a messenger RNA of Tachysurus vachellii, 3517 nucleotides long. RefSeq names its product gdnf family receptor alpha 1b (gene gfra1b). Lineage: Eukaryota; Metazoa; Chordata; Actinopteri; Siluriformes; Bagridae. The record is from RefSeq and is a predicted model, not a curated record. Gene Ontology annotation, molecular function: signaling receptor activity. Bases 563 to 1945 code for a protein of 460 amino acids. Gene Ontology annotation, cellular component: signaling receptor complex; external side of plasma membrane. The transcript has 9 exons. Gene Ontology annotation, biological process: nervous system development.